AUGACGCAAAGCACGCUAUUGCUAUUAUUCCUAUGUGUUUUUAGCGCGACGAAUGCGCUGUAUUUUAAAGUAGAAAUAGAGGGCCAUCGCUGCUUUUUAGUGGAUGUACCAGCUCAGACGUCGAUCCGAGCUGAGUACGAGUCUCCCGAUACAACCGACGUUAUGAAGACAAUGCUUACACUCUAUGCUCCAAAAUUGGACGAGGAAGAGGAUAUCUCGCUCGUGAAGGAGGAAAGGACGAACCAAAAGGGCUCAAUGUCGUUUACAGCGCAACAGAACGGGAUUCAUUCGAUCUGCGUCAGUCUUGAUUCGUCAAACUAUGCGCUGCCUGAGAAUGCAUCAAUGCGAUUUGCGCUGAAACUGGCAAUGGGCUGGAGCCACGAGGAAUACCAGAACCUUGCCAAGAAAAACCAGAUGGAUGAUCUUCACUUGAAAAUCAUGAAACUGCGCGAUCGCGUGACGGCUAUUCAGCGCAAUCAGGACUAUGCCAAGGAAAAAAGCUUGACGCUACAAUCUUCUAUCGAAAGCAGCAACCAGCGCACCACGUGGGUAUCAUUGGUGCAGAUUGCAAUCUUGCUUGUCACCAGCUUUUAUCAGGCAAGACACCUCAAAGGAUACUUUCACAAGAAAAAGCUUGCUGGCGGUGCUUUAGCUUUAGGCCGCUAUAGAGGGGAACCAGGAUGUAAGUAUAUAGCUCUUUCGAUCACUGUAUGGCUUUCGCAUGCCCCAAACACUCUAUCCUACAAGCGUCUGCUUAUUGGGAAGAAGACAUAG
Molecule: messenger RNA, 774 nt
Organism: Peronospora belbahrii
Lineage: Eukaryota; Oomycota; Peronosporomycetes; Peronosporales; Peronosporaceae
Source: the annotation of a GenBank genome assembly